CCCCUUUGAAGAGGGCGGCCGGCACCUCGCGGCGGCCCCCUCCGCCCGUCCCUGUCUGGGUGGCUCUCAGGUCGCCUUGUCAAUCACCGCCCGCCCGGGAGCCGCAGGGCUGCGCCGCGCUCGCGCCGCCACCCGACAGGUUGCAAAGUCAUUAAUUACUUACUCGGCCAUGCAGGUUUGCGCUCGGGCGGCUGCAGCUCUCUCGCUGCUGUCGCCUCCUCGCCGCUGCCCAUGGAGCAUUAGAGCGCACCAUGGCCGCGCCUCUCGCCUUCUCCGGCCCGGCGCUGCUCUUGCUGCUGGCCUGUGCCCUGCGCGCUAAGGACAGUAGUGAGGGAGAAGAUGCAGAUGGGACCUGGAAUGAAGAGGUGACCAAGUGGUGGGGCGAAUGGAGCUCUUGGUCCACGUGCUCUCGCACCUGUGGAGGGGGUGUGAUGUCGCGGGAAAGGCACUGUUUACAGCAGCGGCUACAAGCGUCUCAGGGGACCAACAGUACCAUGUGUCUAGGCCAGUCCAAACACUACCAAUUGUGCCAACAACAGCUUUGCCCCGCCAACGCAGCCAGUUUCAAACAGCAUCAGUGUGCCAGUUUCAACGCCAAGGCCUUUGGGAAGCGCUAUUACCACUGGAUGCCCCUUUACCCAGAUGAUUACACCAGCAUCUCCAACAAGCCGUGUGAUCUCCAGUGCACCACCAGGGGUGGAGAGAGACAGCUCAUGGCACGGGCCCAGGAUGGCACCUCUUGCAAAGACAGGACUCUCCAAGGGGUCUGCAUUACUGGGAAGUGUGAGCCGAUAGGAUGUGAUGGCAGCCUCUAUUCUUCCCAGGCGAUGGAUCGGUGCCGGGUGUGUGGAGGAGAUGGAAGCACUUGCUACAGAGUCUCAGGCAGUUUCCGGAAAGGGAUCUCACAGUUAGGGUAUGUAUUUAUCACUAACAUCCCACCUGGUGCUAUGGACAUUCUUAUAAUCGAGCAAAGGAAAACUGAAAACAUCUUGGCACUAGCUGACGAAUCCGGGCACUUCUUCUUCAAUGGGAACUCUGCCAUCGACAACCCACAGAACUUCCGGGUGGCUGGCACUGUGUUCAAAUACCGUCGGCCUUCCAACCUCCACUCCGAUGGGCUGGAGUAUAUAAUUGCCCAGGGGCCCACCAAUCAGUCUCUGAACGCCAUGUACUAUAACUUUAAUGGGAAAAUGCCCCAUGUAACUUAUGACUACACGGUGCCACGAACGCUGUCAACCGCUCUGCAAACUGUCCCUCCAGCGUUCAAGAUGCCUCUUUACCUUCAUCUACCGGAGCCCAGCCAUAACCAAGAUGCAAUCCCGUCCAUUUCUCAAGAUUUCAAUGCCACUUGGAUCUCGCUUGCAGCAGAUGACCUUGGAGAACGUUUCCCACAAGGGGAAGAACAUGGCGGCAUGACCUUCAGUAGCCAGAACUUCUUUCCAAGAAAUUCCACAACACCAGGCAUGGACUGGGGCUGGAAACAUGGGGAAGAGGGGGAAAGUUUUAGCUUCCAACUCCAACGACUAUACCACGCCAAUGGACCUGAUGAAGCGGAAGAAGUGGGAGUAGGCAAAGAAACGGAUUUGGCUCUCAGACUCAACCAUAUCACAAUCAGCACAGCCGUCCCUCAUGGUGUACCCAGGCCCGAGCUAGAGACUGGAAGAAUCGUGACGUCCAGACUGCGACUCUUCAAGAAACUGUGUCUUCGGGACCCACGAAAUGCUGCUUUUUGCAGGGAAUUGCACUACCUAGUGGUCAAGCUGGGAAGGAAGAAUUCAACAGUGGGGUUUUGGAAUGACCCCUUAGUAGAAUGGCCAGAAGGACUGCGCAAACAGCCAGCAAAUGAGAACUUUCUAGACAGCACGAAGACUGAGGCAUACACACUAGAUGAGGCAACAAACGACACUGUGAGGGUGACAUCUUCCAAACCCAGCGCCAAGUCCAGCCUUCAUAAUGACUUUGGGAAUAAACACCUGUCAGAACCUCUGCAGUCUCCUGGGACUGAAAGCAACGACUUUGAGCUGAACCCCCUCGGCCACGAUGACAUCAGCCUGGCUGACAUGUAUCGCUGGAAAGUGUCCGCCUAUGCUCCAUGCAGCUCCACGUGCACCUCAGGGAUUAGCACCUCCUAUGCCCUGUGCAUUCGCUACGAUGGCGUAGAAGUGGAUGAGGCAUACUGUGAUGCGCUGACACGUCCAGAACCCACUCACGAAUUCUGUGCAGGCCGAAAUUGCCAGCCUAGGUGGGAGACCAGCCGGUGGAGUGAAUGUUCCAGGACAUGUGGGGAAGGCUACCAGUACCGAACGGUGCGCUGCUGGAAGAUGCUGGCUCCAGGCUUUGAUAGCUCUGUUUAUGACGACCUGUGUGAGACAGCUGGUCUGACCAGGCCCAUGGAAAGGAAAUCGUGUGUGAACAAACCCUGUGGGCCACAAUGGGAACUGUCAGAGUGGUCUGAGUGUUCUGCUUGGUGUGGCGGUCCAGGGACCAUGAAGAGGGAGGUGCGCUGCUCGGUUGAGCCACAUCUGUGCAACAAGUCACUGAGGCCUAUCAGUGAGAAGGAAUGUUCAGGCCCUCCCUGUGACCGCCACUGGACUGCUUCUGACUGGGGACCAUGCUCAGGUCUGUGUGGUGAGGGACGGAUGAACCGCUUCGUCACAUGCCGCAAUUUGGAGGGGCAGGUGAUCUCGGACUCCCAGUGCGAUCCAGACACCAAGCCUCUAGCAAUUCAUCCCUGCGGAGACAAGAACUGCCCUGCACAUUGGGUUAAGCAGGAAUGGGAUCAGUGCAAUGCCACAUGUGGCCGAGGCGUCAAGACUCGGAUCGUGCUGUGUGCAGGGCUGGAGCACGGUGUGUACAGGGAGUAUCCGGAGAAGCAGUGUGAUUCUUUCCCAAAGCCAGAAGUGCAGGCAUCCUGUUUCAAGAGACCCUGUUCCACAUGGUUUUCAACUUCCUGGUCCCAGUGCAGCAAGACGUGUGGCACAGGUUUGCGGGUCCGAGAGGUGAAAUGCUACCAAGGAGAAACCUUAGGGCAGGGCUGCGAUUCAUCUUCCAAGCCUGAAGCUAAGCAACUUUGCCAGCUACAGCUGUGUCCUACAGAUGCUCCAGAUGAGGACUGUGAAGACAAAGCAACAGCUAACUGCGUGCUGGUCCUGAAAGUGAAGCUCUGUUCCCACUGGUACUACAGGAAGGCCUGCUGUAGAUCUUGUAGGAAUAAGGCACUCUGAUUCCCUCCACCUGACUGUCUGAAAAGUGUCCUGCCAGAAACAAGGAUUGGGAUUGAAAUCCACAUUCUGCAGCAGAAGCUAAACCAUCAGCUUCCAAGGAUCCCCGUUCCUCAUUCCCCCCCCCCCCCCCGAAAACAUUACCUAGCUGCUCAAAUCCUUUAGGUAGCACUCAAAAAGGACCCUGUUCAUGAGGCCUUUCAAAAUACUACACAGCCAGCCUCAGGACCUAAGCUCAAACUGCCAGAAACAGACAUUUUGCCACGCUAAGAGAAAAGCACAAUCCCUUCUGCCCCCACCCCUAUGCUGGACUGCUACCUUUUUCUUGAGUUAUCAGCCGCCUUCCCACAGUCAGCUGGCUGUCUCCAUGGAUGUCCACAUCCUGUUCCUUCUGUACAGCAGUGUGAACUCUGACUUCUGAAGAAAAUACUGGUACUUAGGCAUUUAUAUAGCACUUCAGAGCAUUUAGAGGCCCUCACGUACGUUGCCUUGUGAGGUGGGUCAUCUCAAUAUUUCAGGUAAAGGAGCGAAAGGUGAGAGAAAGAGGCUUGCCUGAGGUAACUGAACGAGUUUAUGGAUCCAGAAGCAAUUAGGCCCCGAGGUGUUGGUGGGGGGCAAUGUUGCACCAACUCUGCAAAGCCAGUGCAUAUGGUAUCCACACACAGCCCAUAUUAUUCCGGUGGCAUUCAGAAGAAGAAUGGAAGCUUGGAUGAAAGGCACAAUGAAGGACAACUCAACUCCCUGGCUUAAGAACUUGGUGCUUUCUCUUUUUUUCAGCUGCAUCCAGCUUAGAUCUUGGAACACAGGAAGGUGUUUGGAAGAACAUUAUAGUGAGGGGCAGAGGUUAGCUGUGAGAAACAACGCUUUCAAUAGAUGUGGCACGUUGCCCGUGUUUAACAGCUUUUCAUCCAGCAGAUCACUGUUUUUCAAAAAAGCAUCACUUUCAAAUAAAGAGAGCGAGAUAAACACCU
Messenger RNA from Sphaerodactylus townsendi, 4192 nucleotides. Its product is annotated as ADAMTS-like protein 2. The record is from RefSeq and is a predicted model, not a curated record. Gene Ontology annotation, cellular component: extracellular matrix. Gene Ontology annotation, biological process: extracellular matrix organization. NCBI's taxonomy places the organism in Eukaryota, Metazoa, Chordata, Lepidosauria, Squamata, Sphaerodactylidae. Gene Ontology annotation, molecular function: metalloendopeptidase activity.